AUGCCAGGGUCUGACCAGGCUGUGGAGGUGGACGAGGUGGAGGAUCUAUCCCAGCUUGAGGAGGUGUGUGAGAGCUCUGUGCUGCUGAAUCUGAAGAAGAGGUUUCACCGGGACUCCAUCUACACGUACAUAGGUAACAUGCUGCUGUCACUUAACCCCUUCAAGCCCCUUGACCUCUACACAGAGGACCUCCGACAGCAGUACCAGGGCAAGGAGCAGAAACGCAACCCUCCCCAUGUCUAUGCUGUCGCCGAUGCAGCCUUCAGCCAAUCUCAGAGCUCACCACAAGAGCAGUGCAUCGUCAUAAGUGGUCAGAGUGGAUCAGGUAAGACCGAGGCCACCAAGCUUAUAGUCCACUACCUCAGCUCCAUGUACCAAGGCAUGAACAACAACCUCAGACAGCCCAUGGAGGUGCUGCCGAUUCUAGAGAGUUUUGGUAAUGCCAAGACCAUCCUCAACAACAACUCUAGUCGCUUUGGCAAAUACCUUCACGUCCACGUUCUCCAGGGUGUGGUGGUGGGGACAUCGCUGUCAAAGUACCUUCUUGAGAAGUCACGCGUUGUCUUCCAGGCCAAUGAGGAGAGGAACUACCAUGUGUUCUAUGAGCUGCUGGCGGGGAUGAACGACUGGGACAAACAGGAGCUCUAUCUGCAGGGAGCAGAGACAUACUACUACCUCAACCAAGGCGGGUCCUGUGAGCUGAAGGGGAAGCUGGACAAACAGGACUUCCUGUUGUUGGCCCAGUGCUUUGAGACGAUUGGUCUACACGCCGACCAGAUCUCCACAGUCUGGGCCAUCCUCUCCUCCAUACUACAGCUGGGGAAUAUCUGCUUCAGUUCCUACGAGGUGUGUGUGAGAGAGUGGAGUGAGUCGUUUGAGGUGGCCCGUAUCUUCAGUGAGGCAGAGGCCAGGAGAGUAGGUUCUCUCUUGCAGGUGUCUUCAGAGGCCCUACAGACUGUCAUCACACACAAAGUCACGGAGACAACCUAUGACAGGAUCUACUGCCCCCUGUCUGUGGAAAGUGCCAUAGAAUCCAGAGAUGCCAUAGCCAAGGCCCUGUACUCUGUGUUGUUCGAUUGGCUGUUGGAGCAGAUCAAUGAUUGGCUGAGUCCUACAGAAAUGGACAGCACCGUGGGGAUAGUGGACAUCUAUGGCUUCGAGGACCUGGGAGUGAACAGCUUUGAACAGCUGUGUAUUAACUUUGCCAAUGAGCAGCUGCAGCACUUUGUCAACAAGGCCGUGGUGACCCAGGAACAGGAAGAGUACAGUACAGAGCAGAUCCAGUGGUACCCCGUCCCACUGCAGGACUUCCACUCCUGUCUGGACCUCAUCUCCUCCAGACCACAUGGUAUCCUCCGUAUACUGGAUGACCAGACCUGCCUACCCCAGGCCACCGACCACACCUUCCUCCAAAAGUGCCACUAUCACCAUGGGAACAGCCCACACUACACUAAGCCCAAGAUCCCUCUGCCUGUCUUCACUGUGUAUCACUACGCCGGAGCCGUCACGUACCAGGUCCAUAACUUUCUGAAUAAGAACCAUGAUCAGUUCCGCACAGAGGUGGUUGAGCUGUUUGCUAGGAGUAGACUGAAGAUGGUGUCAGGGCUGUUCCGUAAGGUGCAGGAUAAGUACCUGCAGCAGAGAGAGUUGGGCUGGAGGGGUAAAGGUCACAGGCAACAGCCCUCCACGGUGGCAGCACACUUCCAGCAGUCCCUGACUGAGCUCACCACACGACUAGAGAGGUGUAAAACCACCUUUAUUCGAUGUUUCAAGCCAAAUUAUGUCAAGCUUCCCGGUAUCUUUGAUGUGGACUAUGUGUCAACCCAGCUGAGGCAUGCUGGGAUACUUGAGACCAUCACCAUCAGGAAGGAGGGAUUCCCCAUUCGCAUCCCCUUCUCCUUCUUUAUGGAGAGGUAUGGAAUCCUCCUGGUGGAGCGACCAGCCACCAUGUCUGAUAAGGAGCAGACCGUGGCGUUGCUGAACUUUGUAGGGGCUGAUGAGGGACAGUACCAGCUAGGACUCACUAAGGUGUUUCUGAAGGAGGUGCUGUACCAGCGUGUGGAGGACAAGUGGAACAGCACUCAGACCUGGGCUGCGGUUACCAUCCAGAGGAACAUCAGAGGGUUCAUCUGCAGGCGCAACUUUAGGUUCUUCAAACAGAAGGCCAUUGUCAUCCAGAGCCACAUACGAGGACAUCAGGCCAGGCAGUAUUACAAGCGUUUGAGACUGUCCUUCACUCAGUUCUGGGCUGCAAUGAUGAUCACCAGGAACACAAUCAAGAGACGCCAGUGGAGGGCACAGGAACAAGAGAGGAACGAGAGGAGCACGGUGAAACCCACCACUGAGACUGAAGAGCACAUCUCCACAGGAAUGGAUGUGGGAAUGUUGGAGAUCCCAGCUGAGCUGUCGGCCAGACUACGCAGCGCAGCAGGGCGGCAGCAUGGCUCUGGGGUAACAGAGGUGGCGCCUCCACAGGUGAAAGCAGGACACGCCCUCACCCUGCCCCUCGAUAUAGACAGCUACCCCUUCUCACGAUACGCCAACACUACACUGAAGGAUGGCUGGUGUCAGCCGCAGGGCUACUCCCUCCAGCGACCUCUGACCUAUCUGGAGCCUGAAGACGCUUGCAUCGCUCUGGAGAUCUACAAACUGAUCCUGCGCUUUGCAGGGGACAGUGAUCUGAGUGGCUGGCAGGAGCAGCUGUUGGGAAACUACAUCGUGGAGCAGGGCCUUACCAGACCCCCCCUGAGGGAUGAGAUCCUAGCCCAGAUAGCUUACACCACCUGGGGCAGGGAGUCAGAGGAGGGGUCCCUACGGGGCUGGUUGUUACUAGCCUGCUGCCUCAGUGCCUUCACCCCUUCCCCAGCCCUUGACAAAUCCUUGCUCAAGUAUGUGUCUGACAAGGGUCCAGGUGAAUAUCGUUCUCUGUGCCAGCACAAACUCCUCACCUCCCACCACCUACCCUCCCCCACCUCCCGCCUCCACCCCCCCUCCCAGCUUGAGUGGACAGCCAAUCAGAGGAGAGGAAAGAUGGUUCUGGACGUACACACCUUCAACGAGGAGAAGAUUACAGCUGAGGUAGAGUCCUGGACCACAGGAGAGCAGCUGGCCUCGUGGCUGCUCCACUUCAGAGGGUUAGGUGAGGCUCCUCGGGGCUGGUCUGUGUCUCUGCUGGCUGAUGAGGGCUGGUCUGACCUGCCUGGAUGUGACUUUGUCAUGGACCUGUUGGCUGGAGGAGAGACUGAUACUACACUGGGGACCGCACACACACCCACUGACUACCUGUUCAACAACGAGGAAAACCGGAUGAUAACAGAUCUAGAUGGGUUCAUCCCCCCGGCCCCCUCCAUGCAGGCCCCUGGUCUCCCCCAGCAGGCGGCCCACUGGGACGGCAGAGACUACCAGCCGUCAGAGGGUUCUCGUGGUCGUCAGAUGGAUGCUUAUCUGGAUGACCUCUUUGACCCAGUGCUGGACCAGGGACCAGGGGACAGGGAGCGUAUGGCCAUUUUGAACAGGAGGAUGAGAGGAGGAGGAGGGAUGUAUGGAGCAGGUGUCCCAAUGACAAUGCCAGGUUAUUCUAUGGGAAUGCCGAUGAACCCUGCCAUGCAAGGCUAUGGGGCUCAGAUGAUGCCAAGUAUGAUGCCAUCUGCCCCCAUGCCUAUGAUGCCAACCAUGAUGAUGCCCCAGCCAGCUGCACCAGCCGUGGACUCCCAGCAGAUGGCAGCACAGCAUCAGGCUUUCAUCAACCAACAGGCCCUGCUCAUGGCCCAGCAGAUGACAAUGCAAGCCAUGACCAUGUCCCAGCAGCAGGCUCAGGAGCAGCAGCAGAGACAGCAGCAGCAAAGACAGCAGCAGCAGAGACAGGAGCAGCAGCAGCAGAGACAGGAGCAGAGACGCCAGGCUAACCGAACCGCCACACCCCCCCGCGCCCCCAUCACCCCCCACCCCCACCCCCACCCCCACUCCACACAAAUCCCCCCACCCCACCACCGCUACGCACACCCAGCCAGACCGGAGAGGGAUGUGGACUUUGCCAGUCCAGACCAGCGUGAGUCUUUCAAGGUGAAGAGAGAGUUUUUCCAGAAGAUUGGUGACCUCGCCCUGCUCCCAGCAGCCCCCCCAAACAGACCCGGCCCCGCACCCCCUCUCCACCCCCAGCCCCCAGGACUUUGCAACCUCCCCCUCUCCUCCUGCCAGAGACCCAUACCCCCCAGCCCCCCUGCCUCCCCGCCCCCGCCCACCACCAGCAUCCGUGACAUCAUCAAACAAUACCAGAACCGCCCCGCCAGUGACCCCAGACCCUUCGAGCCCGUCAGGGUUCCAGCCCGGUCGUUUGUGAAGAAGAAUGAUCCUAAAGAGGAGGCCUUGGCGAUCCUCAUGAAUAAAGGACCUGUACAACAGCAGAGAAAGUGGGCCCCUCCUCCCCCCAUCCAGAGGGAGCCCCCCCGUCAGAGAGAGCCUCGCCCAGCGUGGCAAUCCUCUCCUCCCUCCACCAGAGGGCCUCGCUCAAUCUCCAACAGCAUGAAGCAGAAACAGCGCUCCCUGGCUGACCUCUUUGGCACGCAGGGUCGUUCCAAGAACCUUCCGCCUGCUCCACCCAAGUCCACCCCUCCUUAUCCCCCAGCCAUCUUUGAAAGCUUGCCAGACCCUCCCGCCAAGGCUGCCCCCACACUCAAUCUGUCUGGGGAGGAGAGUGUUCGCUCCCAGCUCCACAGGUUCUCUGCCAGCGUCUACUUCUCCAACUCUGCCAUGCCUGGCAAACUGUUCCUACGCAAGGAGGUGUUUUACCCCAGAGAGGGGUUCAACCACCCCUACAUCCUCAACCUCCUUUGUGAGCAGAUCAUGAGAGACACGUACUCUGACACCUGUGUGAGGAUCACCCGAGAGGACCGGAGAAAAAUGAAAGACCUACUAGCCAGUUUCCACGUGGGCACCAGUAUCCGCUCGCUUCAGGACGACACUAUGAAGAAGAGGAUAGUGAUGGCUGCCAGGGACAACUGGGAAAACUACUUCACACGACUCUUCCCUGUCAAAGGUGGUACCAGCGGGGACACCCAGCUGUUGGGCGUGUCUCAUCGUGGGAUUCGACUGAUGAAGGUGGCCAGAGCAUCAGGCAUAAACCCCAAACACCUGCGCCUGCUACGGAGCUACAGCUAUGCAGAGCUGCUGUCGGUGGAACUGCGGUCUGCCGACAUCGUGGAAUUCAGUCUAAAGGGAGAGCAGCUACAGCUGCAGAGCAACAGGGCUCCACAGAUCACUGCCAUGGUCAGCCUGUUCCACCAAGAACUCAUCAAUGGCUCAGAUCAUGUGAUUGCCCUGAAGAGCUUUGUGACCGACGACAAGAGCCUGCUCAGCUUCCGCAAGGGUGACGUCAUCAAACUGCUGCCCAUUGACGGCCUCCAGCCAGGUUGGUGUUUCGGUUCCAUCGGGGGGCGCUCCGGCCUCUUCCCCAUCGACGUCACUCAGCCGUCUGCCCCUCCUGACUACCACCACGUCCACCUUGACCGCCUCGACGAGAGGAGGAAGAGCAUGAGAGCCCCCAAGCCGCCCGCUGCCACUAGACCCCCAGCUCCCAGGUCCACUCCCCACACUGGCUCAGCACAGCCCAGCCGAGGGAGUUCCAUGCUGGGGUCAGCUCGUUCCGUCCAAGUAUCGGUCCAGGGCAGUGAGAUGAGUGACGCCCAGACGUUCCAGAUGACAGAGUUUGCCAUGAAAUACUUCAGAGACACUGCCACCAGAAUGGAGGGUAAAGGUCUGCUAUAUGGAGGUAUAAACUUCUCAGAGGUGCUUCAGUACACAGAGGUUCCCAUUCAGGAAUCCCUCAUCUUGUACAUUGAUCCUGAGCUCAAUGGCCUGGCUGUCCAGGCCUUCCUGAGUGUGAUGCAGUUCAUGGGAGACCAGCCUCUUGGGAGGCACACGUCUGAGGGAGACUGUGUCAGCCAUAUCUUGAUGUUAGGGAAGGAGAAAGAGUUUCUGAGAGAUGAGAUUUACUGCCAGGUGAUCAAACAGAUCACAAACAACACACACAAAGAGAGAUGUACCCGGGGUUGGCGUCUGUUGAACCUGGUAGCAGGGUUCUUCCCCUGCUCUGGCACUCUGAACCCCUACAUCACAUGUCAUCUACAAAACAUCAGCCAAGACCCCACACACCUCUACCAAGAGCUGUCUCAAAACUGUAAGGAGAGCAUGUUCGGGACUCUGAUCCACGGUGGUCGCAGACACGUCCCCUCUCACGCAGAGAUGGAAGCCAUACUGGCCGGCAGACAAUCUCGUCGGUUCCCCAUCAAGCUGCCAGGCGGAGUGGAGUUCCUCUGUAGGAUACGCAGCUUCAGCGUGGCUCUAGAGGUGGUGGAAGAGCUGUGUACAGAGAUGGGCAUCCAGGACCCGUCAGAAAUCAAGGAGUUUUCUAUCCAUGCCAUUCGGGACAAGGAUGGGAUGGUGCGGCCUCUCCACUCAGAUGAGUACCUGUUUGACUUCCUAUUGGACGACGGCUCCAUCGUCCUGUCCUUCCACCGCGUCAUAUGGACACACCCACUUCACUUCGACAACGACCUCUACCUGGAGUUCCACUUCCAACAGGUCCUGGGUGACUACCUGGACGGCAAACUGAUGCUGCCAGGCAGUGGUGCCGCUGUCGUCCAGCAGACGGCAGAGCUGGCUGUCCUGCAGCACCUGGCACAGGGCCUCACUCAAGAGCCUUCUGUGCUAGAACUGAAGGGGUACCUCCCCCAACAGGAAGAGGGUAGCACCAACCUGGAGCAGAUCCACACUAUCUCCCUCAGAGAGAUAACCGCCAUGCGCUCUCUCAGCCCCCGUGCUGCCAAGGCACGCUUCCUCGAGUGCCUGAGCUCCCUGCCUCUGUUCGGUUCUAAUAUCUUCCUGGCUCAGAAGGUCAGCCAUCGCAGCUGCCCCUCGCCCUGCCUGGUGGCUGUCAACCAAGAAGGAGUGCUGUUCUGCCAUCCCAAUAUGCAGGAGCGGGCAUUUAUGAUCCCAUUGGUGGAAGUGCAGUCACUGUGCUCAGUUAAACCCAAGAAAGACAAGAAGGUGCCUGGAGUGGAGAUCAACUACGGCAACCCAGGACUAAAAACCAUCACCAUCCACCUCAAACAGGCCAAGAAGCUGUGCCACAUCAUUGCUGUCAUCAUGGAGGAGCUGGUGAGACCACCCAUCAAUAGCUCUAUCUCCAGCCGCAACCCCUAGACACACACACACACACACACACACACACACACACACACACACACACACACACACACACACACACACACACACACACACACACACACACACACACACACACACACACACACACACACACACACACACACACACACACACACACACACCUGCAGUUGGAUAGGAAAAGAGUUCUACAUCUGUCAAUCAUUGAUUCAUAUACGUAAUGAAAGCGAAUCACUUUCCACAUCUACCAUUCCUUCUCCUGUGUCAGUGAUACUCCAGUUGGUGAUUGAUUGAUGAAAAUGGUUGAGAAAUUAAUUCUAUCCAGUACAGGUUUCAUUUUCUCAAUUUCCCAACAAACACGCACUCAGAGAGGGAGCCUAUUGAUAAGCGGACCUGCACUGAUAAAUAUCAAAACAAAUCAAUGCCUUCAGAUUUUUAUCUAAAACAUUUCCUUAUUUAAAAAAACCAUCACAGCCUUUGAAUACCAAUGAAUGUCCAAAUUUGAAUAUUGCUUUGUACGUGUUAGGUUUCCGUGCAAUAUAUCUUUAUAUAACCGAUUUAUCAAUGUGUUUCUUUGUAGUAAAUAUUUUUGUAAUUUAAAUCAAAUUAUUUUGUAGAUGGAUGAAACUGUUCUUGUUUACUUUGUGUAUAACUAUUAAAAAGUAUUGCUGAAUAAGGCAUUGUUUCAAUUA
This is a messenger RNA of Oncorhynchus gorbuscha (pink salmon), 7874 nucleotides long. RefSeq names its product unconventional myosin-XV-like. The record is from RefSeq and is a predicted model, not a curated record. Gene Ontology annotation, molecular function: ATP binding; cytoskeletal motor activity; protein binding. Gene Ontology annotation, cellular component: cytoskeleton; myosin complex. Bases 1 to 7200 code for a protein of 2399 amino acids. The transcript has 57 exons. NCBI's taxonomy places the organism in Eukaryota, Metazoa, Chordata, Actinopteri, Salmoniformes, Salmonidae.